CAUUUUUACUGAUUUGUUUCUAUGAAUAGUUUUAUACAUCACCCCUUUUGUGUGCCCAGAGUGCGCCGUUCCAUCCACGGACGCCACACAAAGCAGCAUCAUGGCGGACGAAGACUUGGAGUACGACAUCUCCUUCCCUCCGGCCGCUGUCUCAGAUGACGAGAAGGAGCCUGUUGUUAUACUGCUGGGCUGGGCGGGGUGCAAAGAGAACCACCUGGCCAAGUACAGCUCCAUCCACGAGCAGCAGGGCUGCAUCACCAUCAGAUACAUCAUGCCAACGUAUGACAUCUUUUUCCACACUUACAAGGCCAGGACGGUGGCCUACAAGAUCCUCGAACUCAUCUUCGACCUCAACCUGGAGGGUCAUCCCAUCUUCUUCCACGUCUUCAGCAACGGUGGCGGGUUCAUCUACCGGUACCUGACCGAGAUGGUGGCCAGCCAACGCGGCGGGCAGGUGGGCGCUCUGCAGAUUGUCGGCUGCAUCUUCGACAGCUGUCCCAGCCGACGAUCUCUCAUAGUCGGGAUGAAAGCUCUGCUGACCUCCAUGCACCACGAACCCUUCCUGAAAAGAUACUCCGUGACGUUUUUCUUCGGGAUCAUGGUGCUCUUCAACACGCUGCGAUCGUGGCUCUCGUGGCUGCUCCCGUUCGGGUUCCUGCGCGGCGAGGACGAUUAUUACACCGCCAUGAAGAAGGACCCUUCGCGCUGGCCGCAGCUGUUCUUAUAUUCCCGCGCCGACAAGGUCGUCCCGUACAGGCAGGUAGAAGACGUCUUUGAGGCCAGGAAGAAGCUCGGCGUGCGGGUGCUCGCCGUGGCGUUCGAGAAUUCCCCCCACGUAACCCACCUGGUUCACCACCGCGACCUGUACAUGCACCACUGCAAUUCCUUUGUAAAGUCCUGUACCAUGACUGGGUACAUCCGAUGAGCAUGUCACGAUGUGUGGGGAUACUACUUGUUAAUCGUUGACAGGCUUGUACAGUGUAUAGGGCCGCACCUGCAAAAUGGUUUGUUGAGGUCCAAUCUGUUUUUGUUGUGUCUUAGAUUUCACUUAAACACCACUGCAAUUCCUUCAUCAAGUUCUGUACUAUGACUGGGUACAUCCGAUGAGUAGGUCACGAUGUUUGGAUACUUCUUGUUAAGUGUUGAUGACAGGCUUGUACAGUGUAAGAUAAGAUUUGCAAAAUAGUUUGUUGAAGUCACCCCAAUCUGUUGUCUUAGAUUUCACUUUAACACCACUGCAACUCCUUUAUCAAGUCCUGUACCAUGACAGGACUCAUUCGCUGAAUAAGUCAUGAUGUUGGAGUAUUUCUUGUUAAUCGUUGACAGGCCAUCCUCCUACGCAGGGACAUCCAACAGCAAAACUGCCUGUACAUAUCUGGAUAUACCCUGCUUUCUCAACUGUCACCCUUAGUUCCUGACAGCCCUGCUUACCCUUAUAUAUGCAAGACCCCUUUUGAAAACUGAAAGGCCUAUUCUCUGAUUGGCUGACAGCUGGUUUGUAGGGGACGUCCACAGGAACUAUGAGUGAUGGAUAAGAAAGCAGGGUACAUCCAGACAGGCAGUUUCCCUAUUGGAUGUCCCUGUGUAGGCGGAUGUGACAGCUUGUACAGUGUGAAAUAAGGCCACAUCUAGAUUUGCAAAAUGGUUUUCAAAUUGUGUCUUAGAUUCACUCUGACACCACUGAAACUCCUUUAUCAAGUCCUUUUACAAUGACGGGAUUCAUCCCCUGAAAAUGUCAUGAUGUGUUGGCAUUUCUUGUUAAAUGUUGACUGGCUUGUAAGAUAGGGUCCACCUGCAGAAUGGUUGUUACGGUCUCACCAAUCUGUUUUUGUAAGUGGAAUACUCUUGACAUUUCAUCGUCCUUUACGUUGUAUUACUUGUUUAAUACUUUUAAGUUACUUAUUAUAGAAUUUCAGAUUCAAGUUCAAAAGAGAGACAGUAACAUUCUAUUUCGGUCUUUAUUUUUUGUUUUGUACCCGAACUAUUUUCUGUGCACCAAAGUUUUUAGCUGCCCCUCAAAUGAAUGUUUAGCCCUGCAGGACAAUGGUUUUUGGACAUUAAGCCCAAUUAAUCCUGUUUUCAACUUAGGGGAUUUUCAUCCAUCUCUGCAUCCUUUUGGCAAUGACAGAUUUCAUCCACUGGUCUGGUCAAUGUUAGACAAUUGACUGCACAUACACUAUUGUACGGUUAGGCCACAGAUGCAAAAUAGUCUGAUAAUCCUUUAUAUAUAAGCUCUUAAGUUAAAAGAUUAUUAUUAAGGGAUUUUCAUCCAUCUCUACAUCCUUUGUGAAGUCUUUUGAUGAUGACAGGGUGCAUCCGCUGGUCUGGUCAAUGUUAGAGGGGUGAGUGUGCGGUACUGUACGUUUAGGCUAUUAGGGCACAACCCGCCGUACGUUCAAUUUGUCCGUACGUU
Branchiostoma floridae (Florida lancelet) is the source of this 2413-nucleotide messenger RNA. Its product is annotated as transmembrane protein 53-A-like. The coding region runs from base 101 to 925 and encodes 274 amino acids. NCBI's taxonomy places the organism in Eukaryota, Metazoa, Chordata, Leptocardii, Amphioxiformes, Branchiostomatidae. The record is from RefSeq and is a predicted model, not a curated record. The transcript has 3 exons.